This is a messenger RNA of Saccoglossus kowalevskii, 1302 nucleotides long. RefSeq lists its product as uncharacterized. Gene Ontology annotation, biological process: carbohydrate metabolic process. Gene Ontology annotation, molecular function: hydrolase activity, hydrolyzing O-glycosyl compounds. NCBI's taxonomy places the organism in Eukaryota, Metazoa, Hemichordata, Enteropneusta, Harrimaniidae. The record is from RefSeq and is a predicted model, not a curated record.
AUGAAGGUUCUCGCUCUAUAUGCGUUUCUGUUUCUGACUGUUCACAUGAGGCGUGUGCAGUGUUCCUUCAUCGCUAACAUAGCACAUGACAAUUGCCAGCUUAUGUGCCAAAAUGUAUCCUCCAAAGAGUGUCCCUACUUGUUGAAAGUACCACGGGCGGAAACAAUGGAUGCGUGCCCUCUUCUGUUGGAGUUGUCACAUCGAUCAGACGUCGACCAACUGGAGGUACAAAUCGACAGGUUCGAGAAAAAGAUACAAUCGAACAUACAAGUCGGUUUGGAAAGAGAAGAAUGGGUUGAAACGUUGCUUGAGAAGCAUGAAGAAUUCGAGGCACACAUGCGAGGAGUUCAAGACAGCGCUCAUAAAACGGCCGUAAGACUACAACGACGGAAUGAAGAACUUGAAGAGCAAAAGAUCGACUUUAUGAGCGAGAUUGGACGUUUACGAGAGAAAGUGGAAAAAUUUGGUAGGCAGGGAUGUACUCUUGACGGUGACGAGUAUGAUUACAGUGAACUCUUGCACAAGUCAUUGCUCUUUUACGAAGCACAAAGAUCAGGCGCGCUACCAUCAAAUAAUAGGAUAGCAUGGAGGGGUGAUUCCGCGUUAUACGACAGCGGCGUAAAAGGGGAAGAUUUAUCAGGUGGAUAUUACGACGCGGGCGAUUUCUUAAAACUCGGCCUUCCUGCAGCGUACGCGUCCACCGUGCUGGCUUGGGGUUUUAUUGAAUUCCGUGAUGCCUAUGAAGUAGCCGGGGAAGCCAACUAUAUGCUAGACUGCUUACGCUGGUUUACCGAUUAUUUCAUCAAGUGUCACACUUCGGAUAAUGAGUUGUAUGUACACGUGGGUCUUGUCGACGCCGAUCACAGUUACUGGGGGCGCCCGGAAGACAUGACGAUGGCCCGUCCAGCAUUCAUGGUUAAUGAAACACACCCAGGAUCAGACUGCGUUGGCGAAACGGCGGCUGCAAUGGCUGCGGCUUCCAUUGCCUUCAAAGAGCACGAUAAUGACUACGCAGAAUUACUGUUAGAUGAAGCUCGGUCGUUGUUUCAUUUUGCUGACACCUAUCGUGGUAUUUAUUCGGACAGCGUACCGGAAGCAGGCAAGGUUUACAAAUCUAACGGGUACAAAGAUGAAUUAACUUGGGCGGCAUGUUGGCUCUAUUAUGCGACGGAGAACGACGAGUAUUUAGAAUAUGCCCUCCGAAUGAACAGCGAGCUAUCACGGGGACGACCUUACUCAUUCGCGUGGAACAACGUGUUGGCUGGAGUACGCGUGAGUAGGAGAAAUUCAUAUAUUUAUUGA